UAAAUAUCUUAUAAAUAAAUGUUUAUCCGUUCACAUAUUUCCAGAAAAAUAAGCAAAGGCUAUGAAAGCUGUGAUCAUGGAAACGUUGCCACGGCCACUCUAACACCUACAAACCGCACAUACUUUUAUGCUUUAAUUUAUUUGUAGAAUAAUAUUUGCCCUAUUUUGAUUAAAAAAAAACCUAUUUUACACAAACUUAACUUUCAGCAAGUUUCUGGUCCUUAAAAAUAGCCUUGAAUUCCGCGCCCAUUUCGCUUAUGACAGUUCCAGUUAAGAUACUCAUCAAAAUCAGAAGGCUUUUUAAAUUAUACGUCUGUCUAGAUAAAAUUUGAUUGAUUCUGAAUGACUCAGGCAGCAACCUCUUCACAUACAUUCUGCUAAGCAGAUGGGCAGAAAACUUGGCCACCAUUAAAGCUAAUCAAUUUCAACUGCUUGCCGUCCAUCAAAAUUUGUAACAAGCACCGCGGGGCGUUUGCACAGCAGAUGAAGAUCAGGAAUAACUUUGCUUGUGAUUUUAUUUGUCGAUUGGUUGGCUGACGCUAGCCAGAAGAUAAACAACAGAAAAAAUAGCAGAAGAAGCUCAACUGAGGCACUCGCGAACACGGGUUAGCUGGAAGUCAAGUGGGGCCGACAACUUGGCGUGACGAAAUCAGUCAUAUAAAAGAAGGAUCAGAAAGGCCCUAGCUCGGAUCCUUGGCUUAGCUUACAUAGGAAAUUGUUUGGCAAAGGUGGAUGCCAGGAAGUUUUGCAGAUUUCCUUUAGCCGGUUAGCUGGUCUGCACAAAACAAAUUUAAACAAAAAUCGAAUCAUAAAUAAGUGAAAACUACAUCAACAAAACUUUAAGAUUAACCAAGUCCUCAGCCGAGCCCAACGAGUCUUUUCGCGGUCACCGAAAUCCUUGGCAAUCCGUUUCAGUCGAUAACCACAAUCAUGCCAAUGAGCGAACUGAUCAAAAUAUAAUAUUGCGACAAUGUCAGCGGAGGAACACGAGGCAGUAAUCAACAGUGCGCACAACUGCGUUCCUCGGAUAAACCAGCAAAAUACCUAAAACCAUGAAGGGUAGAAACUAGUCAAAUAAAGCUAAAGAGAGUUAACAGCGACCGGCAGUUUAGCACUAGAUUUUUGAAAUUAGUUUAAAGUAGCAAAGUGGAGACUAGUGGGGAAAGCAAAACAGUGCCCCAUACUUAUUGGCAAAUAUGUCAAGCCUCAGCAUAGCCUUAUUGGCUGUUCUACUGGUCAGCGUCAACUGUGUCAGCAAGUGCUCAAAUGAGACUAAAAAACUUGAAGCAGUGCCCUUGACAGGACAUCAGUUUGUUAACAGGAAUGGUAACACCACCAUUUUGCAUGAAGUGCAGAAAACGGAAACAGAGUUGCCACUAUUACUAAACACACACGAGGUCCUGCCGCUUAAGCCGCCGAAAAAGAAGCCUUACUUGCCCCUUGAGAAGAUCAUACCGAUCAUUGAGUAUGUAAAGCCACCGCAACCACUCAAGGAGUUUGAAUUGCAUCCGGUUACCUUUGACUUUAAUUUGGGUGAUUUAGAGGAUCUGGAACACGAGGUUAUUAAGAAGGGUGAUCUCAACAACCAAGAGCAGCGUGUCCUGGCCUUAGACACUAGCUACAAUCCCUCCAAUCCCGAUGAGAACGAUACUGUGGAUGUAGACAUCGCCGAGUUAUCCACAGAGCCCGCCACAGGCACUUUGCCGGGAACGACGACGACUCUCUCGUCGAUGACCAGCAGCACUUCCAGUACUCACAUUUUAAAGAUCCUGGGUAGUAAGCCGCCAAUGGCACCAAAACUUAGUCGCGAUCUGCUUAAGCAAAGUGGAGACGAUGAAAUGCAACUAAAAACCUUGGGCAGUACUAUAAAUAGCAUCCAUCGUUAUCUGGGGACAAACGCGAAUGGAACAGGAAACGGCAGCGCAGUUGAGAGUCUUUAUGGCCAGGCCAACUAUUUUCAACUGGUGGCAAAUCUCUAUGACCACUUCUACUGGCAAAUUUCUGAAAUCAGAACAAAUGUUCGCACAGGCUGCGGGCUCGAGAUGCAAGCCUAUUUGACGGCACUCCAUUCUAGCUAUGAGUGGGCCCAAAAGGCUUAUGAUUCAUCUGGGCGCUACCGUGGCCAGCUGCUCUUUGGAAACGAUAAGUGGCUGGGUCAGCUUUCAUUCUGCUAUGAGCUCAAUCGCAAAAGUUUAACUGAGGAGCGCCAGCACUUUGAUUUGGAGUUCUAUGUGGCGGAUGUUGCACUUCAUCUGCCCAGGCUUAAUCGAUCGAUACUUUUGAGUCUGGGAGAGUGUUUGCCCAAAUCCUGUUCUGACAUUGAUGUCAAAUCUAUCUUGUCCCUUGAUCCAUAUGCUCGAAUGCUGACUGUAUUGGGCGCACACAAUACCUCAAUACAACAACUUCCGCUUCAGAUCCUGCAUGUUCGCACUGUGCCCGGACUUUAUACGCACUGGCGUCAGUUAAAGUUUCAGGUGUUCAUCAGCUUUAUGCUCACUCUUUUUCUGGUGAUUUUGGUUGCUUCCUAUUAUCAGCUCAAAAUCGACGAACGUCGCUUAGUGGUGGCUCCUAUUGCAGCCAUUAGUGGCAAAUGCGAUAGAACCUCUGCCAAAAACCAUGGAUUUUAUGGCAAGUCCUUCGAGCUAUUUCAAAUGCGGCCCUUGGGCUGUACAAGUGCUUCCACGGAUGUUCCCGAAGUAGAUGUCAAUGGAAACAGACAAAGAUGUGAGGACUCAUCUGACACGGAAAAUGGUGUUCAACGAGAAUUCGGUGACCCCAACACUUCCACGUCAGUUGGUGAAAAGUCAGAAAUGGCCGAUUAUCAAGUGGAAACUGGGAGCUGUGCUGGAGGCACUGGAACUUAUGAGGCGAAGCAAUCUGUCGCUUUGCACCAACAAAUACUAUUGUGCUUCGCCUUGCAAACUAAUGCCAAGGCGAUUCUAAACAUCAACAAAACCAAGGAGCAGACCCACACUGCAUGCCUGCAUGGAUUAAGAGUAUUCUCUGUUCUUUGGACCAUGAUGGUGCACACCUAUCUCCAAAUGUUUGCAAUUGGUGAAAAUAAAUUUGAAAGGAUCAUCACAGAGCGCUCUUUUUGGUAUCAGGUGAUUGGCAAUGCCACCUUCUCAGUAGACUCAUUCUUCUUUAUCAGCGGCCUGCUGGUCACUUUGCUCUACCUCAAGCAGGAUCGUAAACAUCCGACUGAAACAUGCCUUUUUAUUAAAAGAAGCUUUUCGGAAACGCUUAUGAUGCUGCUUUAUCGCUACCUACGACUUACACCAGUUUAUCUCUUUGUAGUCAUCUUUAAUGACUUUGCCGUAAGACAGGGCCUAGACACUUCGGUAUUUCAACCUGCCAAAAUCGAACACAACACUUGUCGCAUUUAUUGGUGGCGCAAUAUUUUGUAUAUAAACAACUAUUUUCCGCAAACAGAAAUGUGCAUGAUGUGGAGCUGGUAUAUGGCCAACGAAAUGCAGUUUUAUGUGAUGGCUGCUCUGCUUUUGGCUUUGGCCAGAAAGUACUUCAAAGCCGUGGCUAUUACACUUUUCGUUAUUCUACUUAGCUCGUGGAGCAUUUCUGGUAUAAUAUCCUUAACACAUCAGUACACCCACAAAGUUUCCCUGCCCUUCGAGUCUUUUGACUUCCUGUAUGACAAACCAUGGCAACGAGUGGGUUCUUAUAUAGUAGGAAUGUGCGCUGGAUACGUUUUGUACAAGAUGAAGACUCCGCCACUGAUUUCUAGGCGUUUAAACCUAAGCCUUUGGGCUUGCAGCCUGUUUGUGCUUCUGAUCGUGGUCUUUGGGGUUUGGGAAGGACAAUUAGGCACCGCCAGCAGCGCCUUUUACGUGGGCGUAGCCCACACAGCCUUUGGAUGCGGGCUAGUGUGGAUCGUCUUAUCCUGCUGUUGGGGGCUUGCGCCGACCGUAAAUGCAAUCCUCUCGUAUCGCGUUAUGUGGCCACUUUCGCGACUCACAUACUGUGCCUAUCUGAUUCAUCCCAUCAUAAUGUUCAUAUGCUCCUCGCACAUGAGCGGAACUGUCCACCUAAGCAACCCUCUCAUACUGACCUUGUUUUUAGGCAACGCCGUCGUGUCCUUCGGCUCCGCCUUUGUCAUAUCCGCAUUUUUCGAAGCACCCGUCAUCCGGAUACUUAAAAUCUGUUUUAAAAAGUGAUCGAAUCUUUUCGCAACCAAUUUGUUUAAUUGUUAGUUUCGCUCCCACAUAUGUAUCUUCGAAGUGUAGUUGGUUUUUCUUCCCUUUUUUUGUGUCUGCAACGAAGUAAUGCACAAUCAGAUGACAGCUGAUGCUUAUAUAUCUAUAAGCUUAAAUAUGUUAUAUAUUUUUAUAAAUGAAGAGGGCUUCCUCAGUGGAAGUUAAGCGUUUUUUAAUAAAAUAUUCCUUAAACCAAAGAUAAUCAGCAUUUAAUUUUACUCAAUUGUUAUACAUGGCGUUGAGUUUUUUGUUAAAUAAACUUGACCUAGUUCAUGACAAUAUAUAGUCUGUGCCUUAACGUCAGCACUAUUUCAAACAGUAACAUAAAUAUAUUUUAUUUAUACAGAGAAAAUGGUUGAUGUUUUUCUUUUCACAAUAGUUUUGAUGGUACUCGUGGUACUCAUUGUAAAUACAUGCAAGAUACAAUGGGCCGUAUCAAAACGCCGAUGUCAUAUCAAUAAGUUAAAGGAAAUGCAGUUCGAAGUACAAAUAGUUCUGCAUGAGGAACAAAAAGCUAUUGAUUCAGUAGCAUGGAUGAUGCGAUCAGAAAUGACCACGAUUGAUGACGGUUCUGAUGAGUUCAAUGCAGAACUGGAUAACUUGCAAAGGAUUUUCUGGAACGCAACAAAUGAAUUGAAAAGGUUGGAUACAAAGCUGCUUGAGUUUAAACAAAAUGAAAAUAAAUGUAAGGCGCAUUUAUAAAUGUUUAAGUAAAAAAUGUUCUUAAAUUGUUGAAUAUUUUAAAUUUCUCAAUUGAAUCAUUUAAAUUAAAGUCUUUGUUAGUCAUUUUAUUUUUUUUAUAACCAAAGAAAAAGUUAUGGUAUUGAAUCCCAGGCAUAAAACGCAUUUUACUAUGGCGACUAUCUAAGACAUAUCGAUGUUGGUGACCGGGGUACUAUCGAUAAUACUAUCGUAUUUUUGCAGGUCUAUUGCAUGGGUUGUAAUAUUUUUUUUUUUUUAAUUCGAUUAAAUUAAUUAUACUCAGUGAAAGUAACUACAGAAAAUGCGUCGAAUUUUUAUAGAGCAGCUCCCUAAGCGUUGUUCUAGCAAGAGCAUAUCAAGUCGACAAAAAUCUACAACGUGUCAUUUAAGCCGAAGGAUCCUUAAGAUUCUUAAACUGCUGUAUCAUCCGUAAACCGUUUGCCUGUCUAGCUAAAAAACGGCUAAUGCUACGUGGAUUUCAUCAAUCCAUUCAUUGCUUCACGAAAGACAAGCAUGUUUUUUCAUCGAGAACAAGAUGACUAAAGCGAGCCAUAGUGAACAACAAGUGACACCCCCGUCGAUGCGCAAAUGAGAAGUAGAAGGGAAGAUAAAGUGGUAAAGUGGUACAGUACCGUCGAAAAGCUGCGCUAGUUUUUUUAGUACCUUGGUCCUGUGCCUAUGCUGAAUUGGCAGCUUUGUAAGCUCAACCAAGAGAUAGAAGGCUUUAAAAAGAUAGAAUUUCAUGAUAUACUAUAUUAAAUUGCCGGCAGUCACUGAGCUUUCGGAGCUCGCCCUCAUCCUUAGUCUAUUUUCUGGGGAUUGUCAGGAUUGGACUGGAGAGAUAGUGAUUUCGAAACGACAAUCCUUGGGGAGAAGCAAAAAAAAAACUAAAAGUUAAUAAAGAACCAGUUCCGACAUUUAGGUAGCAUUCACACCGUCUAAAUUGCCAAGGGAAAUAAUCCUAAUAAUCCCCGGAAUUUAAACAUUCUGCUGAAGUAAAUUACGUGACUCAAAAAUAAAUUUUCUGUUGGUUAACGCUUAGAUCGUUUUCAAGGCUCAAGAUAGUGAAGACAGUCAACGUUUGUCUCGAAAGAAAAAAAAAAAACGGGCAAAAAAAAUUCGAGACGUUUGAGACAUAUUGAAGUAUGU
This is a messenger RNA of Drosophila santomea, 6062 nucleotides long. RefSeq lists its product as uncharacterized. Bases 1197 to 4172 code for a protein of 991 amino acids. Lineage: Eukaryota; Metazoa; Arthropoda; Insecta; Diptera; Drosophilidae. Gene Ontology annotation, molecular function: acyltransferase activity, transferring groups other than amino-acyl groups. The transcript is spliced from 12 exons. The record is from RefSeq and is a predicted model, not a curated record.